Messenger RNA from Ceraceosorus bombacis, 3291 nucleotides. The record is from the annotation of a GenBank genome assembly. Lineage: Eukaryota; Fungi; Basidiomycota; Exobasidiomycetes; Ceraceosorales; Ceraceosoraceae.
AUGAGUCUUCUAUUAGCACCUUAGUGAGGCUGAGGGAGGGUAAAGCUGGACUGGCUCCGAUAGCCAAUCGGCUAAGCUGCUUGGAGGACAGACUUCAGCAGGAGGCCAGGUCUGAGACAGGAUCACUGACUCGCCUUCACUUACUCUUUUGUUGAUGGCAGCAACAAUGCCAUGCGCCUAGGUCAGGGGUGAGUCUUUCAGCUUUCUUUGAAAGCAGAAAACAACGAGCCAUGGCGCUAACCUCCAAGGGAAUAAAUUUUCCAGGUUCAACUCCUUUACGCAACAAAUAUGCAUCGACUCGGCUGUGGUAGUGAGCCCUCAUCGAGCGGAAAAUUUUCUCACCAACGACGGCAUGACAAUGCGCACAAUGGUAGAGGCGAGCGGUAUGCCUAGUCUGUGGAACACAACGGAAGAAGUGCUUCUGGACGAGUCGCGUCAAGCUGAGGCUGAGGCGAUGCGAGCUGAGCAAGUCAGAGCGAACAACGACGAAGAAGAGAAGAUGCUGCCUGGCAUGGAGCAUUUCACCUCAGAGGAAAGGCUUUCACGCGAAGAGCUCAUCCGCGCUCGAGCUAGACGAGAGACUUCAAAAUCCGAUGUUGGAGUCUUUCCUCCUCCGCCACCGUACGAGGCGCACCAAGCGAGCCUUGACCGAGACGCCAAAGCUCGUGCAGCCAUGAAAUCUUGGAGCGUGAAUAAUGUGGGAGGUCCGAGUCAGACGGUCACCUUCACAAGUCGCUUCGUCGACAAUAUGAGUCAGGUAGUCAAAGAUAUGGGCAUCUCCGCUAGCUUGUCCAUCAAGUGCGGAACCAUUUCUGGCUCGGGGCGUGGAUCAUUUAUCCAAUCGGACACCUUUGUUCAGUCUGAUCUCAAUUACUACAUCUCGGUCAAGUGCGAAAACACGUCGAUCAACUUCAAGGAUCCGCUCGAAUUUGCUCCUCUACCGCGCAGCGUCGUUCCGGACGCGGACUUUGCAGAGACGUACGGUGCGUAGCGCAGCGCUCGACAAGGCUUGCUCCACGACGCCUGACCCUUUUCUUCUUGGCCCCUUGCCCACCAGGCGAUUCUUACAUUUCUGGCUUCCUGGAGGGAGGUAUAUUCGAAGCCAUCGUGUCUUUCAAAGUGCUCAAUACUGCCAAGAUGCUAGACAUCAAAGCGGCAGCCAGCGUGGCUUUCAGCAGUGGAGCACUCGACGUCAAAGCAGAAGCCUCAUUCGCCAUGGCCAAAGCGAAUCUGGCUUUGAACACCGAGACGUCAAUCACAGCAAGAUGGAGCGGAGGCGGAGUGAUCAAACCACCAGACGAGCCUUGGACUAUCGAGACGCUGAUGAGAGCAGCAGUGCGAUUCCCUCAGAAUGUCGCCCAGUGUCCGCAGAGGACUUACGCUAUCUUGACCAAGUAUGACCAUCUCAGGAGCUACUUGGCGUACCGACCCGUCGCGCUCAGCAAACAAUCUCACGAGAACCUCACUUCCUACUCUGACGAAUUGCUCGAGAUGUUCAUGGAGUACAAGGCUAUGCUGGCUCGUUGCCAAGCUGAUAUCAGAGCCAUUCUCGAAGGUACAAAACGUUUCAAGACCGCUCAAGUCUUUGCAGACGACGUCAAAGAUCCCUUUCCUGUCUCGAUUGAUGGGCUAGAGGCUGCGUGCACCGAAAUCCGACCACAGCUUGGAGCAAUAGCUGCACGCAUAGAUGAGCUCUCUCACGACGCUUCUUUGCUCAGCUCUCCAGAAAAUUUCACGAGUCCCAUUGCAUUUUGGCAGCGUCUGCCGCUUGUGGAAGACCCGGCUACUGCUGGAAAGCUCUCUUCUGCUCCUCUGACCGGCAAGAGGAUUGGUAGCGCACCGCCUCAGCGCAGCCAGCCGACUGCGGAUCCUGCACUUUCCGAAUUGUGCGAAGAGCAGCCAGAAGAGCUGGGUUUGACCAAAGAAGAGGAAGUCGCGAUGCUGGAUGCCAUGUCCAGCGGCGCACUCAGAAACGCCGAGGAUGGGACAACAGCCACGAUAAAGAUGAGCCGGCCUGUCGGUUCGAGAGAAGAUGGCGUUCCCUUCUUUGGUUUUACAUUUGCUCGGAAGCACUUGGUUGUGCAGUCCAUCAAGGCCUACAUAGGUGGCGGGGCGCUUCAGCGUUUGCUCGUGACCUACUCGAACGGUCUGCAGUGGCGCAAGGGAGCAGCUACCACCACCUCACACGUCAGCCACGUGCUGGACGACUUCAGAGAAUCCGAAGUCAUCAUUUCGGGAUGGAUCGAGUAUGGCGCACCUGCGGACAAGUCGACCUCCGCUACAGUCACUGCUCUUGGUCUGCGAACGAGUGCUGGGCGAACAUUGAACGCCGAAGCGGCCAACCAGCUGCGCUGCGGAUACAGAUCGAGACAGCUUGACGGCAAGCUUUUCACGGAUCUGACAAGGUUCGAAUUUGUCGCUCCUAGUGACGACGCUGCGCUUGUAGCCUUCUAUGGCACCAGCCGAGAAGUGCACGAAAGCGAGACAUUCGAAGAGAUGGUUGAAGUCACCGACAAAGCGUCUGGCGACAAUCUGACCCGGGUUACAGAUGACAGCAAAGAGGGCGCCAAGGCCGAUGCGGCCACCAAGCAACAGAAAGUGGAAGGUGUGAUCAACAGACCUACAGGAAUACACCGCCUCGGCUUCGUAUGGAGCGAGCCAGGCGCACAUGAGACCAAAUGCAAAUACGCACUGAGCAAGACGCAUCUUGCAGACGCAUUGGCUGACGCUGAUCCAGUCGAACCGGCCGCUAUGGCCAGCCUCUUGCCACAAGAGCGCAAAGCCCUGCUCACAUUUGCAGCACGCAGUCUGUACAAAGGUAAGCUAGUAGGGAGAUCACUGAUCUCUCGUGCUCUCCCCGGCGCACAAGGCAAGAUCUUCAGUGACGUGGAGCUGCUUCGCACCACCGGUUCGCAAGCGUAUUGGCCUACCAAAAUCACCUUUUUCUUUGCGCCCUCGCAUCUGUGUGGACUUGAGAUGGGCUUUGGAAAGAUGAAGAUUGCCCGCGGAGAAUGCGAGGGACAGGAUGUUCUGCCUUUCGAAGUCAAGCUUGAGAAGAUGGAGAGGGUGUCCGAGAUACGUGUCCAGCGAGGGCCCGACGGCCUUCCUUUUGGGCUACUUCUGCUUACCGCUGCAGGAAAGGCAACCUCAAUCAAUUGGACGGGAGAGGACAAUGGAGGCCAGCUGGACAAUGCUGACGCUCUUCGAGCACCACAAGACCUCUUUUUGCAAGGCUUUUUCGGCAUCGAGACCGAAGACCAAAUUCUUAACCUUCGCCCUAUCUGGGCUUGA